CGUUUAUGUAAUCAAACUUCAAAUUCCCAAAUCCCUAAUAUUCUUCAUUCUCCACUCUCUUCGGUAAAACUCAGUGAGUUACAAUGGUUGAAUCGCUCUUUGAAGAUAUUUUCAGAGUUGAGAAAUUGAAUCCAGAUGACAAAAAGUUGUUCGAAAAAGUUAAUCGCAUUGAAGCAAGAAGUGAAAGGUUUGAUAUGUUUAUGCACUUAGACAUCAAUUCUGAGCUGUAUCCGUUGAAAGAGGGACAGAAGUUUUUUCUCAAGGUUGUUUCAACACUCAACCCUGAUGGUACCCCUGAUACUGGCUACUAUAAUCCGGGAAAUCGCCAAUCUUUGGCUGAUACCUUUGAAUAUGUCAUGUAUGGAAAGCUCUACAGAGUAACCGAGAGCACUGGGCGUGAAAAAGCAGAGUUGCUUAUUUCAUUUGGUGGGCUUCUGAUGAUGAUGAAGGGAGAUCACUCUCAUUUCAACAAGUUUGAGCUUGAUCAAAGGUUGUAUCUUCUGAUUAGGAAAGUUUGAAGAUCAAGUUAAAACGUUUCUAACAUCAAUGUUUGGAAGGUUUGUUUACUGUUUGUAAUACUAAUGCGAAGUCUCUGAGAUCUGAUGAUGUUUUAAAAACAAAUAGUUGGACCUUGAAGUAACUUUUGGCAGAAAUUAUCCAAACAAAAUGUAAUUUGGCGCUUAAAGUUUGAUUUCAGACCAAGGAUUGUAGCAUGAUUAACCAUCUAUUUUGGACUAGUUUCUAGUAAAUAUGUUUUGGUUAAAAUAAAUUUCUGCUAGGGUCAUUCUUCUAAUGGAUGAUGCUGUACAAAGCAAUUAAGAACACA
Vicia villosa (hairy vetch) is the source of this 826-nucleotide messenger RNA. RefSeq names its product DNA-directed RNA polymerases II, IV and V subunit 8B-like. Gene Ontology annotation, molecular function: DNA-directed RNA polymerase activity. The transcript has 5 exons. The coding region runs from base 84 to 518 and encodes 144 amino acids. NCBI's taxonomy places the organism in Eukaryota, Viridiplantae, Streptophyta, Magnoliopsida, Fabales, Fabaceae. Gene Ontology annotation, biological process: DNA-templated transcription. Gene Ontology annotation, cellular component: RNA polymerase II, core complex; RNA polymerase I complex; RNA polymerase III complex. The record is from RefSeq and is a predicted model, not a curated record.